UAAUAAAGCAUUCUAAUAACCUAGACGAAAAACUAACAUCGCACUUCUGUACGUAACCAUGGAGAUUCAGAUCUUCUUCUUCACUUUGUUUUGCUUUCUUCUUCUGAUCUACAAGCGAUCAAAUCCCAAGAAAUCCUUCAAAAACCUAACCCUGCCUCCGGGGCCACGGAAGUUACCUCUUAUAGGGAACAUCCACCAAAUUGUAGGGUCACUGCCCCAUCACUCCUUGAGAAACUUGGCAAACAAAUACGGACCCUUAAUGCACCUUCAGCUUGGAGAGACAUCUAAUAUCAUUGUCUCUUCCUCUGAAAUUGCCAAACAGAUCUUCACAACACACGACCUUAUCUUCUCCAAUAGACCCCAUCUUCUUGCUGCUGAGAUCAUCACUUACAGUAACAUAGACAUUGGAUUUUCCCCCCAUGGAAACCAUUGGAGGCAACUUCGAAAAAUCUGUACUUUAGAGCUUUUAACAGCAAAGCGUGUUCGGUCCUUCAGGUUCAUAAGGGAAGAGGAAGUCUCUGCACUUGUCAAAGACAUAUGCUCUAAUGAAGGGUCAAUCAUAAAUCUGAGUGAGAAAAUUUUCACAACCACUAAUUCCAUAAUUGCAAGAGCAGCUUUUGGUAACAAAUCUAGACAUCAAGAAGCUUUCAUAUCUGCUCUGAAGGAAAUAAUGAAGGUGAUGGGUGGUUUCUCAAUUGUUGAUCUCUUUCCUUCUGCCAAAGUGCUUCAAGUGAUUACUGGGAUGAGAGCUAAAGUUGAAAGGGUCCACAAGUUGAAUGAUGGAAUAUUGGAGGAAAUCAUCAAGGAUAACAAAGAAAGAAAAGAGACAAGUAGUGCGAAUAAUGAGGAGAAUCUGCUCGAUGUUCUUCUCAAGAUUCAACAGGAAAAUGAUUUAGAACUUCCGUUAACUCACAAGCACAUUAAAGCCGUCAUUCUCGAUAUGUUCAUUGCUGGAUCUGAGUCGUCAUCCACUACUCUAGAGUGGGCCAUGGCAGAAUUGAUGAAGAACCCAAAGGUGAUGAAGAAAGCACAAGCUGAGGUCAGAAGAAUCUACCAUGGAAAAGGAUGUGUGGAUGAAGGUGAGAUUGACCAAUUGAAAUACUUAGACUCAAUUGUGAGAGAAACUCUUAGAUUGCACCCUCCUGGGGUGUUGUUACUUCCACGAGAAAACACUGUAAGAUGUGUGAUCAAUGGAUAUGAGAUACCUGAAAAGACGAAAAUCAUUGUCAAUGGAUGGGCAAUAGGAAGAGAUCCCAAGUUUUGGGAUGAAGCAGAGACCUUCAAGCCAGAGAGAUUCAUGGAUAAUCCAAUUGAUUUUAGAGGAACAAACUUUGAUUAUAUACCAUUUGGUGCUGGAAGAAGAAUCUGUCCUGGAAUUAACUUCGCUAUACCUAACAUUGAGCUUCCGCUUGCUAAUUUGCUGUAUCAUUUUGAUUGGAAGCUGCCAAAUGGAAUGACUCAUGAAGAAUUUGACAUGUCUGAGACAUUUGGCGCUGGUGUAAGAAGAAAGGAGAAUCUUAGAAGGGCAGUGAUGAUAGUGGUAGUUGAUGGUGGUAACGAUGGUAGUAGCAACUUGAGGUGAAAGCAAUGAUGACUGGUGACAAUGGUGCGGCUAAAGGAGGCAUUGGUGACAGCUAGUGAUGUUGGUGGUUCGGCUAUGGUGAUGAUAGUAUCAUGGUCUAGAUUGUUGUGGUGGUGGUUGGUAGUAGAGGUAACGUGGCCGAUGAUGGUGACAGGGACUAGCUAGUGAUAGUGGUGGCAUUAGUAGUUAGUGAUAUACAAUGGAACAUGGUUGCCUAUGAAAUUAAUAAUGUGAUUUUUGAGUUGUUGGAGAUGGAUAAUCAUUGAUAAAAUAUUGAAUGCUAGUAUUUUAUGAGCAGAUUAGAAAUGAUGUAAGUUUGGUGCCUUGAUUAAGUGCUAGUGUGUUUUUUUUUUUUUCAAAAGUUUGAAAUGUAUUAUAGCUUAAUAUUGGUGGUGAGUGAGGUUGGAAAAGGAAUUAUUGUGAUGGUUGAGCAUUGAAUAAAAUCUUAAUAUAAUUUAUAGGGAGUUGGGAAGAGAACAAAUUUGAUUAAAGUUAAGAGGAUAAAUUUGAAUUAUGAAAAUGACAGGUAAGUGGAUAGCAUCUCAAUUGAUAUUUCAUUAAAAUCUCCUUUAUUCAAAUAUUACAUUUUUAUGCAAAUUUUUUUACGAUAGCAAUAUGAUUAUGAGAUAUUUUGUUGAUUAAAUUACUUUAUUUUGUGAAAUUAUUUUAUUAGAAUUGAUC
Prosopis cineraria is the source of this 2263-nucleotide messenger RNA. Its product is annotated as cytochrome P450 71D10-like. The transcript has 3 exons. The record is from RefSeq and is a predicted model, not a curated record. NCBI's taxonomy places the organism in Eukaryota, Viridiplantae, Streptophyta, Magnoliopsida, Fabales, Fabaceae. Gene Ontology annotation, molecular function: iron ion binding; monooxygenase activity; oxidoreductase activity, acting on paired donors, with incorporation or reduction of molecular oxygen. The coding region runs from base 59 to 1582 and encodes 507 amino acids.